This is a messenger RNA of Danio rerio (zebrafish), 3047 nucleotides long. It is a transcript of the gene slc49a4, whose product is annotated as solute carrier family 49 member 4. Gene Ontology annotation, cellular component: lysosomal membrane. Gene Ontology annotation, molecular function: transmembrane transporter activity. NCBI's taxonomy places the organism in Eukaryota, Metazoa, Chordata, Actinopteri, Cypriniformes, Danionidae. Gene Ontology annotation, biological process: transmembrane transport. The record is from RefSeq and is marked provisional.
GUUUCGAUGGGCAGCUGACAAUUGAGCGACUGCCCUAGUUUUUAAUGUGCCAUGAUAUAAACGUUGCUAGAUAGCAUAAAGACAUUUUUUAACGUGAUACCGUGUGUUCUCGAUGGGUGCCGCAGAAAGCACCGAAGGGGAAAGGGAGCCUUUGCUGGUUCCAGCCCAGCCGGCGACAAACACCACAAGCACUCAGCCUGUUUUCAGCAGGGUGUACGGGAGACGAUGGUUUGUUCUCACUAUGUUUUCAUUGUUGGGUUUUAUGCAAGGACUCGUGUGGAACACCUGGGGCCCGAUCCAGAACUCAGCCAAACAUGUGUUCGAGUUCUCAUCGACAGAUAUCGCCAUUCUGGUGCUCUGGGGUCCAGUAGGUUACCUGCCCUGGCUGCUCUUUAUGUGGCUGAUGGACAAGAAAGGUUUACGAGCAUCUUUGUUACUGUCAGCGUUCUUCAUGGUGCUGGGCGCAGCGUUACGAAGCGUGCCCCUUAAAGACCUGUACUACAGACGCUGGAUGAUUCAUGGAGGUCAACUUCUAAAUGGUUUAGCUGGUCCUACUGUUAUGAGUGCCGCCCCUCUUCUCUCUACUACUUGGUUUGCUCCUGAUCAGAGAGCUACAGCCACCGCUAUUGCAUCACUAAUCAGUUACCUGGGAUCAGCCUGUGCCUUUCUGAUUGGUCCACUGGCCGUCCCUGCACCCAAUGACACUGAGAAAUUGGGAAACGUCAUCUACUGGAACCAAAACCACAUAGGAAACAGGAUACAGUUUGUUCUUUACACAGAGUUUGGGAUGAUUGCAGCACUUUUCGUGGCUGUGCUGUUCUACUUCCCGUCCAGGCCCCCGAUCCCUCCUAGCGUGGCAGCGGCUAGUCAGCGUCUCAGCUACAGGAGCAGCAUCUGCAGACUGCUGAGCAACAUGCGUUUCCUGAUGAUAGCACUCGCCUACUCCGUGCCCACAGGGGUUGCUGCCGGCUGGGCCGGUGUGUUGGACAUGAUUUUAACACCUGCUAAAGUCAGCCAGGUGGACGCAGGCUGGAUCGGCUUCUGGUCCAUAGUUGGAGGCUGUGUGUUUGGUGUGGCCAUGGCCAGGUUUGCUGACUAUAUUCGAGGAAUGCUGAAGCUGAUUUUGGUGCUGAUGUUUGCCGGCGCAUCCUUGGCGGCCACCUGGUUCACGCUCACCUGCCUGACCAGGCUCACUCACCUGCCCUCCACGAAAGCCACACUGUACACCUCCUGCAUCCUGGUUGGCAUCUUCAUCAACAGCAGUGUGCCCAUCUUCUUGGAGCUGUUCAUUGAGACGGUUUACCCUGUACCCGAGGGCAUCACCUGCGGGGUGGUCACUUUCCUCAGCAACCUCUUCACUGGGCUUCUGCUGUUUUGCCUCACUUUUUACUUCACAGAGCUGUCCUGGUUGAACUGGUGUCUGACAGGAUCCUGCAUCUUCAGUCUCCUGCUCCUCCUCCUCUUCAGGGAAUCUUACGACCGCCUCUAUUUGGAUGUCUUUGUCUCUGUCUGAGCACCGAAAGAGGGUUUUUUUUUUCCAAGAAGAAGAAGAAAACUGAAGUGCUUGUUUCCUAUAUGGGCACUAUAUUCCAGCAGAGUGCAGAGAAAGGGCACACAGCUUGACGCUCACUUUUAUGGAUCUCUGUUUUUUUUGGGGUUUUUUUUGGUUUUAUAAGAUGUAAUUGUGAAAUAUACGACCAGCAGUGGUGCGUUGUGUUAGCAUCAUAACUUAACAGUGGGAACCCGAGAUCUAACUAAAGAGGAUAGACAUAUAGAUAUUGACCUUUCUACUUGACCUUCUGGAUGCAUCCCUUUUUUUGUGUACUUUUUAUUAUUAGCAUUUUUUAAAAGUGAUCUGUGGAACUUUUGUGUUUACAUAAUGGCACAAAAUAAGGGACUUCCAUUGCAUAGAGAUACAGGCACAAUUUGCAGUGAUGGCGACUCAAGUGCUCUCACCACAUGUAAUGGUAGCGUAAUGGAUAAUUAUAGACAAGCUCAAUUAGCUGUCUGGCGGCUGUCUGCAGACCGGGGACCUCUUAGGGCUGUAGUGUCACUUGUGAACAGCCUGUGGGAUCCAAGCUUUAAUUGACCUGUGAUAGGUCUGUCAAUAAGUGGCAUGUGCCGUGCUCCUCCAGUCUUCUCGUUUUCCUUGUCAGCCCAUAUUAUGCAAAGGAUAAUUCACUCGUGGCUGUGAAAAGUUUUCCCAAGGUGUCUGUGGUCAUCGUUUACAUGACGAGGGAUCUGUUUUAUUAAACGUUCGUCGUCUUCUCGUGUGACGGCCUAGUUUGUAGCUGUAGCAUGCGCACAUUGGGUGAGCCUUUUACCCGUUUUAUAGACUUUUAUGCAAGCGGUCAUGUUUUAAAUGUGAUUUAAUAACUAAUUUUAGGGAUUAAUACACUAAUGUUGUCAAAAGGGAUUGUUUUGGUUAAUUUAGGUUUGAAUACUGUUGCAGAAGAGCGCUUAAACGUGGACUUGCUGGACCGAUACAACACUUCGCCAGCAAUAAAAAGCCAUGUUCGGUAGCCUUUCGUGAUUUGUGGCGUAACCUCAUGCAACGUCGAGUGCAAUACUUCCUCUCCCCUCUGAACAUAUGAACCCCCGGUGUUUUUCUCCACCUGCAUUUUCACUAUAAAAAUGGAGCCCAUCUGGACUGCAUUAGUUGCAUGCGACUUUGCUGUGAAAAUCAAAAUUUGCCAGCUUGAGACGUAUACAAAUCUCAGACUGCUGUUGGAUUUAGGGGUGAUUUGAUUGACGGUUAUUGGUGGAAAUCAGAAGCUUAAUGUUUGAUGCAGACGGUUCUGUUCUCCUGCAUGCAAAUCACUUUUGUCUGUACAGAACGGCUCUCUCUUUUUAGCUGUGGUUAACAUUCGUUGCCUUAAUUAACAGUGACCUUUGUUGUGUCCUCCUGUUCACUGUGAUGUGCUUGUGCCCUGUUCUGUCACUGUAAUGUUAACGGUGAGAGGCACUGCAGGGGCGACGUGGCCCUGUCCAUGUGUCAAUACAUGUCAAAGAUUUUUAGCACCUUAUUAAAAAAGAUGUUUUUAAAA